CCCGCCUCCUCCCCAGGGGCAGCGACGGAGCCUCGGCGGCGGCGCUCAGUGCCCGAGGAGAGCGUGCCAGCGCUAGCAGCGGCCAUCCCCACGCCGCGGCGCGUACCUCUCGGCUUCCCGGCGACCCUUGGCCGCGGCGUCCGCGCCCCUUCAGCUCGCUCGUUCGCGCUCCUUCCCUGAGGCCCGCUGCGCCAUGGCCUUGGCGUUGGCAGCGCUGGCAGCCGUGGAGCCGGCCUGCGGCACCGGGUACCAGCAGCUGCAGAAUGAAGAGGAGCCAGGGGAACCCGAGCAGACUGCAGGUGAUGCUCCUCCACCGUACAGCAGCAUUUCUGCAGAGAAUGCAGCGUAUUUUGACUACAAAGAUGAAUCUGGGUUUCCAAAGCCCCCUUCUUAUAACGUGGCUACAACACUGCCCAGUUAUGAUGAGGCUGAAAGAACCAAGACUGAAGCUACAAUCCCUUUGGUUCCUGGAAGAGAUGAAGAUUUUGUGGGUCGGGAUGAUUUUGACGAUGCUGACCAGCUGAGGAUAGGAAAUGAUGGGAUUUUUAUGUUAACUUUUUUCAUGGCAUUCCUCUUCAACUGGAUUGGGUUCUUCUUGUCUUUUUGCCUGACCACCUCAGCUGCGGGAAGGUAUGGGGCCAUCUCAGGAUUUGGUCUUUCUCUAAUUAAAUGGAUCCUUAUUGUCAGGUUUUCCACCUAUUUCCCUGGAUACUUUGAUGGCCAGUACUGGCUCUGGUGGGUGUUCUUGGUUUUAGGCUUUCUCCUGUUUCUCAGAGGAUUUAUCAAUUACGCAAAAGUUCGGAAGAUGCCAGAAACUUUCUCAAAUCUCCCCAGGACCAGAGUUCUCUUUAUUUAUUAAAGAUGGUUUCUGGCAAAGGCCUUCCUGCACUGAUGAAGUCCCUUGACAAGCGCGUGCACCUGCAGGAAGUGAAUCAUCACCAGAAUGGAGAAACAGUCACCUGCUUUAAAAAAUAAAAGUACUGUUGAAAAAGAUCAUUUCUCUCUAUUUGUUCCUAGGUGUAAAAUGUUAAUAGUUAAUGCAGAAUUCUGUAAUCAUCGAAUCAUUAGUGGUUAAUGUUUGAAAAAGCUCUUGCAAUCAAGUCUGUGAUGUAUUAUUAAUAAUGCCUUAUAUAUUGUUUGUAGUCAUUUUAAAUAGCAUGAGCCAUGCCCCUGUAGUCAGUAGGGGGCAAUCUUGCUUUAUUCAUUCUCCAUCUCAACGCAGAUUUGAAAUUACAGAUUAGUGUAAAGCUAUGCAUAAAGCUGGCUGUUUGAAAGGGGGUUUUCUCAAAAGUCAAAACUUUGGUUAUGACUGCAUUUCUGCACAUAAUCCAUAUUUCCUGUUCAAAUUAAUCUAGAAAUAUGUUAAAUUGUACUGUGUAUGAACACCUGGAAGCAAAACCAUAGUGCAAAAGUCAUUGUAGUGUUAAAAAGAUGUUCUCAAUUGGUACAUAAGCAUUAAUUUUUCAUAGUCUCUACUCAGAAAUUACCUUUUCAUUCUGUAGUUCUGUGUACAAAGGAAUUCUAAAGGCAUUUUUCGUUGUAUAAAAUGGAAAGGGCAAAGGCAGAUUCAGAUGAAAUACACAAAAAGUUAUUCUGGAAAUGGGCUAAAAUCCCAGAGGGUCAGGAACCAAGAAUUAGCUUGGAACUUUUGAGAGGAUCCCUAACAUUCUGUAUUCCUUGCUUUUACAACUGUUAUAACUGUAGAAUGAUGUGCUUGCUGCCCAAGUGCUAGCUCACUUUGGUUGCUCUAUUAAACUGUAAAUACAAUAGAACAUUAAUAAAUGUCUCUUGUGUAGCACCUUU
Messenger RNA from Alexandromys fortis (reed vole), 1803 nucleotides. RefSeq names its product Nedd4 family interacting protein 1 (gene Ndfip1). The record is from RefSeq and is a predicted model, not a curated record. Bases 194 to 859 code for a protein of 221 amino acids. The transcript has 8 exons. Gene Ontology annotation, molecular function: WW domain binding. Gene Ontology annotation, biological process: metal ion transport; vacuolar transport; positive regulation of protein ubiquitination. Gene Ontology annotation, cellular component: perinuclear region of cytoplasm; Golgi apparatus; endoplasmic reticulum. Lineage: Eukaryota; Metazoa; Chordata; Mammalia; Rodentia; Cricetidae.